AUGUGCAUCACUGUUAGCAAGAAAAAGGAGAAUCUAUUGAAGGAAAAGGAGACACUCAUUGGCGAAGUGGAGACUAUGCAUCAACGCAUGAAAAACAUGUCAAUUUACAUGGAAGAACUUGAGAAAAAAAGUAGUGAGGUCGAGCAAAAGAUGACGGAGAUGCAGGAAACUAUUUGUAUACAGAUGAAUGAAAUUUCACGAGAGAAAAUAAUUCGGGACAGAGCGGAAACGGAGGUGCAACAACUUCAGGAAGCAAUAAUCUUAAAGAAAAAUGACCUCGAGACUGCAAACGCAUCUAUUGAGGCCAGCGCGAAUAACAUUACGAGGUUAGAGAGUUUGAUAAAAGAUCAAAAAAUAGCAGAUGAGAAAAUGCAAAAGGAGAUGAGCAAGCUUGUGGUAAAGAAAAUGAAUUUGCAAACAGAUCUUGAUAAUGCAAUUGUUGAGAUAGAAAAACUAGAAAAAGAACUCUCUGAUAAAGAGAAGCAGAUAAGAAACAUUAAGUACGAGCUUAACAGAACAAGAGAAGACAGCGCCAAAUACAAGCAUGAAAAGGAACUGAUAGAUAAGAGAUUGAUGAAAGCAGAAUCUGAGCGGUCCAAGUUGGAGCGUGAAUUAAAGCAAGCUUUGAUCAACGUCAAGAACGCCGAACAAAAUGUUCAAACUUGUCGCAAGGAACAGCUCGAGGACAAGCAACGUGUCGAAAUUCUGUUACGAGAGAAGAAUACCAUCGCCCGUAGUAAGGAGACUGCAUUCGAGCGAAUCAAGCGAUUAAAUCACGAGCUAUUGCUGUGCGGACAUAGUAAGAAGAAGAUUGAACAUGAAUUGGACACACUAAUCCAAACCAUUGAUGAUAUGAAAAAGCAGAUGGAAGUUGUAGAGAAAGAAAGGGAUAGAUAUAGCUUGGCGGUACAGGGAUUAGAACAGCAGGUAAAGUAUAAAAUAUUUACAGAGUACUAG
This is a messenger RNA of Temnothorax curvispinosus, 957 nucleotides long. RefSeq names its product golgin IMH1-like. The transcript is spliced from 4 exons. The coding region runs from base 1 to 957 and encodes 318 amino acids. Lineage: Eukaryota; Metazoa; Arthropoda; Insecta; Hymenoptera; Formicidae. The record is from RefSeq and is a predicted model, not a curated record.